AUGGCAUCGAAUGCAGCACAUAUGUGCUGUUUUAAGUCGUCCAAGGUCAGCGGAACUGCGGAACUCUCCGCUGCAGUGCGGACCAAUUACUGGGCGGGGGCCCUCGAUACCACCCUCACCUGGCUCACAACCCUGUCGGCCGGUGAGGGCGAGAGCCAGGCAAAGGGGGCUCCACUCGAGGCCUGGCCUCGCAUGAAGCCUUCAUCGCCUGGCUCUCCCCGCUUGCCAGCCGGAAGGCUGAGCAUGCGCACUGGCGCUGUCUUUCUCUAUGGCUGUCUGCAGGUCGCUUGGGAACCUGAAGUGUUGCCUCCUUUUGCCUUUGUGCCCAAGAAGGAGAGAAGGACGUUGCAAGGAGAAGACAUGGAAGUCGGAGGCCAUAAAACAUCCCUCAAGGUUUCUUCUAGGUUACCUUCUCUUCGGGGUGGAAUUGAUACUCUGGACGUCCCACUAAAGCAGAAUCGGAUGACCAUUAAAAGAGAACCCAAAUCUUCUACUGGGGAGGAAUGGAUCCCAUCAGAUCCGAGAGAGAGUAAGCCGCGUAUGAAAGUUGAGAGUUUUGAGAAUCCAGUGACCAUUACGAAGGAGCUGGAGUCUUCAACAGAGAAAGCGUCAAUCCCAUCAGAUCCAAAAAAGAGUUUUCAGAAUCUGGUGGCUAUUAAGAGAGAGACCGAGACUUCCACAGAGGAGGAAUGGAUCCCACCAGGUCCAAGGGAGAGUCCGUUGCACAUGAAAGUCAAGAGUUUUGAGGAUCCAGUGACCCCUAAGAGAGAAGCCGAGCCUUCCACAGAGGAGGAAUGGAUCUCGACAGAUCCCGUAGAGAGCACUCUGCUCAUGGAAGUUGUGGAGGAGAGUUUUGAGGACGUUGCCUCUCCAGUUCAAGAUGAUUCCAACAAGAGGAGUAAAAUGCAUAGGAAUCAGAAGGAGGUGGUCGAUGAAAGCCCAGAUUGGGACUACGGCGUCACAUUCAUUUCCCCCGAAGGGACUUACCUCCCCAAAAUCCCAUUGCGCGAAUAUCAGAAGGCACAGCAGCACCGUCUGUCGAAAGAUGGGGGGCUGAAGAGGCACCAGUGCCUGGAGUGUGGGAAGGCCUUCAAGUUCAACACCAAGUUGAGGCUGCACCAGCGGACCCACACCGGGGAGAAGCCCCACGAAUGCCCCGAGUGUGGGAGGUGCUUCAGCUACAGCGCCAACCUCCGGACGCACCUCAGGACUCACACUGGGGAGAAGCCAUACCGGUGCGCCCAGUGUGGACGCUGCUUCAGCCACAGCUGGAACCACAAGAUGCAUCAGAAGGUGCAUGAGGGAAAGAGCGGGCAAGGGGGCCAGAAAGAGGUUCCGUCGCACACCGGGUCCCAGAUCGCAACAAAUAAUUCGCACAACAGAGACACAAUGUAAGGGCUAAAACCAACUGUUCACCCUAACUUGGGUCAACCCAUGGAAGCAGUAGAGUUUACACAGGUGUUGGCUUGUUGAUUGGUUGGUGGGUCUGUUAGAGUAGGAUUCAGCCCUGAAGAAUGCAAGUCCAGGUUGGAGUUGUGUGGCUCUCCCAAAACUCCUUAUUCCUCUUCCUUGGGUUUCUGGGAGUUGUAUCUCAAGGGCCACACAAUUUUAACAUAUGGACAUCUUUGACUUAUAAUCGUGUGCCUGAGCUGACACCAGAACCAAUGUACGCAAUAAAUGAGAGUUGGAAAACCAAGCAAUGGAUCACAUUUGUCUCUCCAGGCCAUUGUCUCCGUUCCAUCGGGACAUUGGAGAAGGCCCUUUUCCAUGAAGCUCUUCUCCAUCUCAGAAGCUCCAUCUUCUCAGUGGGAAGUGAUCUAGUUUUGAAGAUCCAUCACAGAAUCAUAAGAGUUAGAAGGGGCAACAAGAGCCAUCCAACUCAAGUCUUACUUUGUUGAGCUUCUCCAAUGUGAGAAGGAAAAGCAAAGCAUGUUAUGGAAACAUGAAAAUGAAGUGAUACAACCUCAAUGAGGUGAAUGAUUCUUCCAAAAGUUACCCACCUUUCCAGGUGUGUGUGUCCAUAUUGGGUUCUUCUUACUUCAAGAACCCAAUACGGACACAUACACAUCUGAAAUAAUAGAAUCAUAGAAUCAUAGAGUUGGAAGAGACCACAGUUGUGUUGAAGGCCCUCAACAGACCGAGGAGCUCUAGAAAUAGAACACACUUCUGUCUUCAUGGAGACCUUCCAAAACAUCCCCCUCUCUUGAUGUAAGAAGAGCCCAGUAUGGACACAUACACACCUGAACUUAGGAUGAAGACCUUCAAUAGCUGAGGAUCCCUAGAAAUGGAACAUGUUUCUCUCUUCAUGGAGACCUUUCUAAACAUUCCCAUCUUUUGAUGUAAGAAGAGCCCAAUAUGGACACAUACACACCUGAAAUCAUAGAAUCAUAGAGUUGGAAGAGACCACAGUUGGAUUGAAGACCCUCAACAAAUCAAGGAGCUCUAGAAAUAGAACACACCUCUGUCUUCAUGAAGACCUUUCAAAACAUCCUCAUCUCUAGAUGUAAGAAGAGCCCAGUAUGGACACAUACACCUAAACUUGGGAUGAAGGCCCUCAACAGGUGGGGGAUCCCUAGAAAUGGAACACGCUUCUGUCUUCAUGGAGACCUUCUACUAAUCAAAAGAAGAUCCACCCAGGACUUUCAGCUAAAACCCAUCUGGAACAUGAGAAAAACUUCAAGUGUAGCACAUGCCUCCAAAGGGAUUAUGUUGAGUUGCAGUUCCCCAAUCUCUUCCCAUUGUCUGAGGCUGAUGGGAGUUGUAGUCCAGGAACAGAUUCAGAUUGGACGAGCCUAUGGGUCCAUAACUUGAUAAUUUGCCUUACCAAUUGACCGAAACCCCUCCUGGGGACUGGUAAAUCCAAUGGGACAACUGAGGCUGAACUCCUAUUCGUUGCUGGUGGGAAUUGUGUGGUCUGUGGGCCACAUUUUGUAGACUAAGUCACCCUCCCAUAUUAUCACCCCAAAUGACUGAAAAGAAGCCAUGAUUUGCUUCCCAUUUAGGGCAAUAUAUUAAUAGUUUUCCACCGACUAGGGGUGGGUCCAUGGCAGUCAACCAGAAUUGCGGUAAGAGCUGCCCAUGCAAUAUAAAUUCUGUUUAGUUGAGGAUAUUAUUUUGUCUUUCCUUUUUAAAUAUCCCUAUGUUUUCAGUUUUGUUGUGUUUGAUUAAAGGAGUUCAUCCUGC
This is a messenger RNA of Anolis sagrei ordinatus, 3183 nucleotides long. The record is from RefSeq and is a predicted model, not a curated record. Lineage: Eukaryota; Metazoa; Chordata; Lepidosauria; Squamata; Anolidae.